Messenger RNA from Hevea brasiliensis (rubber tree), 2118 nucleotides. RefSeq names its product F-box/kelch-repeat protein At1g74510. The transcript is spliced from 2 exons. Gene Ontology annotation, cellular component: nucleus. NCBI's taxonomy places the organism in Eukaryota, Viridiplantae, Streptophyta, Magnoliopsida, Malpighiales, Euphorbiaceae. Bases 230 to 1789 code for a protein of 519 amino acids. Gene Ontology annotation, molecular function: protein binding. The record is from RefSeq and is a predicted model, not a curated record.
CACGAUGUAAGCUCAACAUUACCAUUAACCCAUUAUAUUACUCUCUCAGCGAAUAUAACCGGAAAAAAGAAUGUGUGCGAGAGACUGAGAGAGGGAAUCUAGAGAGAGAAACAGCAAUUGGGUUUUGAUUCCCAUACAGCAUAGAAGAGGAAGAACAGCGAAAGUUCCUGCCUUUUUUGCCCAAUUUGAAGGCAAGUUUUCAGCCCUUUGGUUAUAUAAUUCCAGCAACAUGUUGGAGGGAUCUUAUAUAAUAUCAAGGGAAUUACCUGCCUCAUGCGAGCAAGAGGGCCCGUGGAUUUACAAUACUUUUCGUGUUGUUGAGCGCUCUAGCAAGCGCAGGUUGGAAGAUGGAGAAGAUGUUGCAUCAAAAAAGGCAGCUAGGCCAUCAGACGUCCAGGAGAGACAGGAAAAGAUGGAGGGUCUACAUGUUCUUCCUGUCUGCCAAACUGAUGAACCAGAUGAUCAGCCUCAAGCAGAGGAUAUAUGUGUUCUUUCUGCUGUGCAAUCUGAUCAACCAGAUCAGCAUCAAGCAACUGGUCUGGGUGGUCUUUCUGCUGUGCAAACCGAUCAGCCAGAUAACCAGCAUCAAGCUGUGGGUCUGAACAGUCUUUCUGCUGUGCAAAUUGAUCAACCAGAUAAUCAGCAUCCAAUGGCAGGUCUGCAUGUUCUUGCUGUUGCACAAACUGAUCAACCAGAUAAUCAGGAUCAGGUGGAGGAUAAAUCAGAUUCAAGUUCGCUUAUUAAUCAACUUGGUCGAGAACUGUCAAUAAGCUGUCUCCUCCACUGCUCAAGGUCUGAUUAUGGCACCAUUGCUUCAUUGAAUAAAAGCUUCCAGUCCGUAGUUCAGAGUGGUCAGCUGUAUAAGCUGAGGCGGAAAAUGGGUAUUGUUGAGCACUGGGUGUACUUCUCCUGCAAUCUUCUUGAAUGGGAGGCCUUUGAUCCUAUUUGCCGCCGAUGGAUGCAUUUGCCAAGAAUGAAUUCAAAUGAAUGCUUCAUGUGUUCGGAUAAGGAAUCAUUGGCCGUUGGUACAGAACUGCUAGUUUUUGGAAAGGAAAUAGAAUCUCAUGUUAUUUAUAGAUAUAGCAUUUUAACGAACAAGUGGACAUCCGGCAUGAAAAUGAACACACCCCGGUGCUUGUUCGGGUCCGCCAGUCUUGGGGAAAUUGCAAUUUUGGCUGGCGGUUGUGAUCCAGCUGGCAAUGUUUUGAGCUCGGCAGAGCUUUAUAAUUCGGAAACAGGCACGUGGAUUAGCAUUCCAAGCAUGAAUAAAGCCAGGAAAAUGUGUUCUGGAGUAUUUAUGGAUGGCAAAUUUUAUGUUAUUGGUGGGAUUGGGACAGGCAAUACAAAGAUGCUUACGUGUGGGGAGGUAUAUGAUAUGGAAACAAGAACGUGGCAUGUGAUACCUGAUAUGUUACCUGCACGAAAUGGAGGAACAGGGGGGAAUGAAACAUCUGCUGCAGCUGAGGCACCUCCUUUAGUUGCAGUUGCAAAUGAUGAGCUUUAUGCAGCUGAUUAUGCACAAAAGGAGGUGAGGAAAUAUGACAAAGAAAAGAAUGUGUGGAUCACAUUAGGGGGACUACCUGAACAAGCAGUUUCAAUGAAUGGUUGGGGGCUCGCAUUUAGGGCAUGUGGAGAUCGGCUAAUUGUUAUAGGUGGACCUAGGGCUUUAGGUGGGGGAAUGAUUGAGCUUAACUCUUGGGUUCCGAGUGAGGGCCCCCCACAAUGGGAUCUGCUUGCAAAGAAACCCUCAGGCAGCUUCGUGUACAAUUGUGCAGUGAUGGGAUGCUGAGUUGUGAAGUUUAAGCAACAAAAAAUGUAGUGCAUGGAGUCCUUUCUGUUGGACUAUUUUUUCAUGGAGAUGGGAAUCUGGACAGUGGGUAAUAUCUGCCUUCCUUUUUGGGGUAAUUUUCAGGUUUUAAUUUAGAUCUAUAGGUACAGUUUUAGAAGGAGGUCUGGAGAUAACUUUGCCUCUUACUUUAAUUGUUUUGUUUCAUGUACUUUUUCUUCCUUUCUAGUCAGAGCAUCUGUUCAGUUACCAUGAGAGGGUUUCAAAAGUUGGCACAGUGUAGAACUUGCACAGAUGAAUAAAGUACUGUUAUAGUUUCAGGUUGUUUCAAA